Molecule: messenger RNA, 1597 nt
Organism: Dioscorea cayenensis subsp. rotundata (Guinea yam)
Lineage: Eukaryota; Viridiplantae; Streptophyta; Magnoliopsida; Dioscoreales; Dioscoreaceae
Product: nucleolar protein 10-like
Exons: 13
Coding region: 1-1362 (453 amino acids)
Biological process (GO): maturation of SSU-rRNA from tricistronic rRNA transcript (SSU-rRNA, 5.8S rRNA, LSU-rRNA)
Cellular component (GO): small-subunit processome; 90S preribosome; nucleolus
Molecular function (GO): protein binding
Source: RefSeq, a predicted model, not a curated record
AUGGCGAGCUAUGGUGGGAAGAUCAACUUCACUUCCAUUAAUGGUGUGAAGCUCUACUCCAUCUCUGGCCAACGCUCUCUGACCUCAUGGCUCACUCCCAAGAAGUUCAAAUCCCUUCGCAAAGACAAAGGUUAUCUACAAAGGGUGGAUUUGAUCCAAGAUUUGAGGUUUGAGACUGCCACAACAAAAAUUAAGGUGACUCCUAAUGGAGAUUAUGUUGUUUCAUCAGGUAUAUACCCUCCACAAGUUAAAGUGUAUGAAUUGAGGGAACUGUCACUAAAGUUUGAAAGACACCUAGUUUCAGAAAUUAUUGAUUUUCAGGUGCUGUCUGAUGAUUAUUCCAAGAUUGCUUUUCUAUGCGCUGAUCGCUCAGUAUGCCUACAUGCAAAAUAUGGAAGUCACUGCAGCUUAUGGAUUCCAAGGAUGGGAAGGGAUAUCGCAUAUGACUGUUGGUCCUGUGACUUGUUUUGUGCGGCGUCCUCUCCUGAUUUGUAUAGAAUCAAUUUGGAACAGGGAUGUUUUUUAUCAUCACUCAGCACACAAUCAACCGCUAUAAAUGUGGUUUCAAGAAGUGCAUUGCAUGGUCUUGUUGCUUGUGGUGGUGAAGAUGGAUCUGUGGAAUGCUUUGAUAUGAGAAAGAAAACUGCUAUUGGACAGAUUAGUGCUGCUGCUCAUUCUGGUGAUCUUGAUCAGGAGGUUACUUCACUGCAGUUUGAGGAUAUUCACGGUUACCAGAUGGCUGUUGGGAGUAGCACUGGAAAGAUAUUAAUAUAUGACCUGCGUAUGUCUGAUCCUGUUAGGAUCAAGGAUCACAUGUGUGGAAGUCCUGUAUUGGAUAUUAAGUGGCAUCAAACACUUAAUUCUGCAGAACCAAAAAUCAUCACCACAGAUUGCCAUGUUAUCAGGAUUUGGGGUCCUGAAACGGGAGAUAAUAUGACCAGCAUUGAGCCAAGUACAGGGGCAAUCAAUGAUGUAUGUUUGUUCCGAGAAAGCGGUUUACUGUUGGCUGCUUUGGACUGCAGCCAGAUACCAGCUUAUUUCAUACCUGCUUUAGGACCUGCCCCUAAGUGGUGUUCCUACCUUGAAAACUUAACGGAAGAAAUGGAAGAAGGAUCGCAGACGACCAUAUAUGAUGACUACAAGUUCUUAACUAAAGAGGAUAUUGAACGGUUGAAUUUGACAUAUUUCAUAGGAAGCAACCUCUUGAUAGCCUAUAGAGUUAAUUUUUUGUCACUCUGUCAUUUUCAGGCGCUUGAUGCUGAUGUGGAUCCCGGAAUACACUGUCAGCACUCCUCAUCACCAUACUUAUUCCAUGCUGGAGCAUCCAUGUCACGGUUUUUUUCCUCAUCAGCCAAGCAAUGACAUAUCAUGCCAUUCCACAUCAUUUCAGCCGUUGAGUUUUCCACAUUAGCUAGCAAUGGCCACGCGUCACAAAAGCCCUAUCAUGUCAUCUCGAGAAAGACCGAUGGAGACAAGACAAUGGCCUUCUUCUCCUUGUUUGAAAGGGAGACAUAGAAGAGGGUUUUGAUUUUAAUCAUCCUAGAGAUAGUGUUGGCUGAACUCCUCUGUGAGUUUCUGAAGAUAGGGUUGCGGUCGU